UCUUCUGCUUGCUAUAUACUACAUAUAUGCAAGGACCAUGAAACCUCACAAGCACUUGCACCAAACUCAUUAUCAUUCUGAGAGUUCCAAGGACUACAAAAGUCAUGGCAUGCAGCAGGCCAAUUUCAUUCCAGAUAAUUUCAACUCGCUUGAUCAGGUCAUUUCUGCUUUGAGGGAAUCUGGUCUUGAGUCAUCAAAUUUAAUCCUCGGAAUUGACUUCACAAAAAGCAAUGAGUGGACAGGAAAACAUUCAUUUAAUAGAAGAUCUCUUCAUGCUAUUGGUGACAGACCUACCCCAUAUGAGCAAGCAAUUUCCAUAAUUGGCCAUACAUUGUCCCCUUUUGAUGAGGACAAUUUGAUACCAUGUUAUGGUUUUGGAGAUGCAUCUACGCGUGACCAUUCUGUGUUCAGCUUUUACCCAGACAAUCAUCCUUGUUGUGGUUUUGAGGAAGUUCUUUCACGAUACAGAAAGAUUGUUUCCCACCUAAACCUUUCAGGCCCUACAUCAUUUGCCCCAAUUAUCCGCACAUCAAUUGAUGUUGUCAAAAGAAGUAAUUGGCAGUAUCAUGUUCUUGUCAUCAUUGCUGAUGGACAAGUCACAAGGAAUCCUGACGUUCCACCAGGAAAAUUAAGUUCACAAGAAGAUGCAACCAUAAAAGCAAUUGUUGAUGCCAGUUACUUUCCUCUAUCUAUAAUUAUGGUUGGUGUUGGUGAUGGACCAUGGGAUGCAAUGGAACAUUUUGAUGACUGUAUUCCUGAACGUAAAUUUGACAAUUUUCAGUUUGUCAACUUCACAAGCAUUAUGAGUGGAAAUAAAGACAUGCCAAAGAAAGAAGCAGCCUUUGCACUCUCUGCGUUGAUGGAGAUUCCUUUUCAAUAUAGAGCCACACAAGGGCUCCAACCUCUGGAAUCCCAGAAAAUCCAAAUAAGUUCACCAAGAGUUCUUCCUCCUCCUAAGGGUGCAAUUGAAUGUGAUAGUAUAGCAAUGCCAUCUAGUCAUCAGGCACUUCCAACAGGAGACACUGUUUCAGUAGAGCAGGUCUGCCCUAUAUGCUUAACAAACCCAAGGGAUAUGGCAUUUGGUUGUGGACAUAUGACAUGCAAGGAAUGUGGUGCCACCUUAGCAACAUGUCCCAUGUGUCGGGCACCUAUUGCUACGCGCUUGAGACUCUUCGCUUAAAUCGUCGAGUGAUUGGAGAUGUAUAAGGAGCCACACAGGCCACCUUGCGGUUUCUGAACAU
Messenger RNA from Zingiber officinale, 1241 nucleotides. RefSeq names its product E3 ubiquitin-protein ligase RGLG3-like. Lineage: Eukaryota; Viridiplantae; Streptophyta; Magnoliopsida; Zingiberales; Zingiberaceae. The transcript has 11 exons. The coding region runs from base 38 to 1180 and encodes 380 amino acids. The record is from RefSeq and is a predicted model, not a curated record.